Messenger RNA from Halichondria panicea, 1444 nucleotides. RefSeq names its product transmembrane protein 131-like. The record is from RefSeq and is a predicted model, not a curated record. The transcript has 4 exons. Lineage: Eukaryota; Metazoa; Porifera; Demospongiae; Suberitida; Halichondriidae. Gene Ontology annotation, cellular component: membrane. The coding region runs from base 16 to 1440 and encodes 474 amino acids.
ACCAAGACCUUUAGAAUGCAUAACUCUGGCUCCACCUCCAUCACCUUGCGUAUCAUCGGACUGGAGGGUGGCAGUUGUGAGGGGAGAGGCUUCGUUAUCUCUAACUGUAACAAGGACAUCACCAUUAAACCAAACCGAUCAAAGAAAAUUGAAAUAACGUUCACUCCAGAUUACACACUGACCCAAGUUUCCACCACUCUACGAUUACAAACCUCCACUGGCAACGAGUUCCUCUACCCUCUACUAGCCAUCCUCCCCCAUCAACUAUUAGCGGCGUGUAUUGCCUUACAGCCUCGGCCCAAAUGGGAGAAAACACUGGCCUGGUUGUCUGUACCGUUUUGGCUGCUUGUCAUACUCUGCCUUGUAGCUACAGUAUUCGUGCAGACCAAGUUCGGAAUGAGGAGCAGUAGUUCUGUGUCCUAUAAAAGUGAGGCGAAAGCAACGAAAGGCUCCGGAGAAGUAUUCGAUUUGAAGAAGUUGUCAAAGUCUAUGGAUGUGCUGUCCAAGAAGGUCCAGGAAUUAGGAGAGAAAAGUUCUAACCAGAAGUCUGAGUCCACUGGUCAAUCUAUGAAAAUUGAAGUAACUCGAGAGCCUCCUAAACCCUCUACCGAUAAGAACACUCCCGUAUCUAAACCUAAGCCUGAGCCGCUAGUAACCCCCACUACUGCUCAAGAAAUACCCACUCUCAGACAUCGUGUGGUACAAAACAAGAUCGAGAGAAAACCAUCAUCACAGGAAACUAUCACCUCAUUGCAACCUGUUCCGUCUAGAUCACACACGGCUGUUACUUCCACGCCGAAGGGAAUGUCCCUCAAGAUCCCCAUUGCUCCUGUUACUGAGCCGAGUGUCAUCUCCCCACCUAGAACAGGCACGGACAAUCACACUGGAGCUAGAGAGCAGACCCAACCUUGUACUCCAACUACCGGUGCACCAGCGCAACUCUGCUCAUCCCCUACCAAACUGAAGCGUAGCAGCGAGAAAACCAUCCCCGAAAAAACCGCGUCCAAAGGCGAGAUCAUUUCAAAAGCACCCACGGAAACUAAUCCGAGCUAUCCAUCAACGAAUGUGAGAAAAUCAAAAAUCGUACGAAAAUUGAAGCCUCUAAAGAUAACGCCUGAUAGUUCACCCCUCCCCCCGUCCGGACGGAAGGAGCUGGAGAGGAAGGUCUCGGAGAGUAGCAUUGUUUCUAGCAACAGUGAUUCGGCAUCUACGGGUACCGACAAGUCGGAGGAAGUGGAAACACCUAGCCAGGUGGUAACUGUGGUAGCUGAAGUGAAGAAGCCUCCACCACCUGUCACCAAGGAGCCCAACACUGGCCAGACCAUCCAUCCUCCCGACACGCCCGAGAGUACAGAGGUCAUGUCACCAAGAACAGAACUGGUCGACAAGAAAGAACCACCGAUUAGUACCGUUCGGAUGAAAGGAAAGAGGAAACCUUGACAAC